AUGGCGCUCGCCGAUCCUACUGCUUCCUCAAAUGCCACGCCUGCUGUUAUGCCUGUUUCGUUCAGUUUCGAGCCUUUCAACGCAGCAACUGCUAAAUUUGACCGCUGGUUGGAGCGCUUAGAAAUUUCGUUCCGGAUCUACAAGGUUGCUCAGGCUGACAGGCGAGAUUACUUGCUGCACUUCAUGGGUGGUCCAACUCCGGCGCCACUGGAGAUCUUGGAAAACUACAAAUUCAUCUGUAGGAAGCAGUUGGACCAUGAAGCCCUGUGCGACUACAUAACGGACCUCGAAAAACUGGCACAGACAUGCAACUUUGGUGCCCAUUUGGAAACUGCCAUCCGGAAUCAGUUUGUUUUCGGAUUACGGAAUCGUACCAUUCAAUCCCGUUUACUGGAGGUACGUGCGUUGACUCUAGAGAAAGCAAAGGAAAUCGCUUUCAGCAUGGAAAUGUCACAUAGAGGUACUGACGAAAUGCAUGGAACGGUUUCUAAAUCGGAGGUUCAAUUUCUGGAACAAGGACGUCAGAAGAAGAAGAAGAUGAGUACGAAAAUGUCGGCGCCGAAAACAAAGUCUAAAUACUCGUCUCAGGAGAAAGCUUGCUACCGAUGCGGAGAUCCAGAUCACUUUGCCAACAAGUGCAGACAUCAGUCAACCGUAUGUAAUUACUGCAAACGCAAAGGACACUUGGAGAAAGUUUGCCAAACGAAAUUACGUGGAAACCCGAAGGAGAAGGCUGUUACACACCACAUCGAAGACUCACCUGUAAUCAAAGAUGUCUUUCACCUGCGAAGCAUGCCGGGGUUUGCCGACAAAUUCAUGCUGGAUCUAACGAUUGAUGGAAGGACGCUGACUUUCGAGGUAGAUACUGGAUCACCGGUUUCCCUAAUCAGUUCCCACGACCAAAUACGGUACUUCAAGGACUUCCCUAUCCACCCGACUGUUACAAAACUGGUAAGUUAUUGCGACACCGAUAUUAAUGUUCUCGGGAAAAUUAUGGUUAAUACCCAUUCGAACGGUGAUGCGCUCACACUACCUUUACAUGUGGCGGAGUCUAACAGACAUCCAAUUUUGGGUCGUGACUGGUUGCUGUGA
This is a messenger RNA of Armigeres subalbatus, 1092 nucleotides long. RefSeq lists its product as uncharacterized. The coding region runs from base 1 to 1092 and encodes 363 amino acids. The record is from RefSeq and is a predicted model, not a curated record. Gene Ontology annotation, molecular function: zinc ion binding; nucleic acid binding. NCBI's taxonomy places the organism in Eukaryota, Metazoa, Arthropoda, Insecta, Diptera, Culicidae. The transcript is spliced from 2 exons.